AGUGUAGUGGGGAGUAUCUGAGAUGAUUGCGAUGCCCAGUUAUAAAUCAUGGUUGUUUGAAUGUAUGGAGCACUGUGUGUGAAUUUAUCGGCAGUAAAGACUGCUGCCAUAUGACCCAGUAUCCGCAACGCCCUAUAGCCCAGGUUGGUGUCAUCCACAAUUAUAUCACUGCACAUCACUGAGCUAAACUGGAGUAUGCCGAUACCGAUGCAACUAGGCAACUAUUGUCAGCAUCGGCGUUGUAAAGAUGAGCUAGUGUCCGAAGGCAGCCCGUGCUUGUUCUCAAGUGCGCGCCUGCGUGCAGUGGUAGCUCUUGCUGUUGGCUGCGGCCCGCAGUGUCAGCCCCCGACCUCGGUGGGUCGGCCGUGCUUGUCUGAACCCACACGGUGGCCUGUGUUUCAGAACUUCGUGAGUCGCGCCGUCCUGGAGACGAUGGGGUCGUGUCUGCACAACAAAUACUCGGAGGGAUAUCCUGGCCAGAGGUACUACGGCGGCACCGAGGUGGUGGACAAGGUGGAGCUGCUGUGCCAGGAGCGCGCGCUGCAGGCCUACCGGCUGGACCCGGCCCGCUGGGGCGUCAACGUGCAGCCGUACUCGGGCUCGCCGGCCAACUUCGCCGCCUACACGGCCGUGCUGAAGCCGCACGACCGUCUGAUGGGGCUCGACCUGCCCGACGGCGGACACUUCAAAGAGCGGGAAACCAAAUGUGUUCAAGGUGCCGGCUCCAGCCUCAAGCCAGUCUCAAAAGCUGGGUCGCCGGGCUGCCAUCUGACGCACGGCUUCAUGACGGAGACAAAGCGGAUCUCGGCCACGUCCGUCUACUUCGAGUCGAUGCCGUACCGGCUGGACCCGCGCACGGGCACCAUCGACUACGACAAGCUGCAGGAGACGGCGCGUCUCUUCCGGCCCCGGCUGGUGAUCGCUGGCACGAGCGCCUACUCGCGCCUGCUCGACUACCAGCGCUUCAGGCAGAUCUGCGAUGACGUGAAGGCGUACCUGCUGGCGGACAUGGCGCACAUCUCCGGUCUGGUGGCCGCCGGCGUUAUCCCCAGCCCGUUCGACUACGCUGACAUGGUCACCACCACCACACACAAGACACUGCGCGGCGCCAGGGCCGGCCUCAUCUUCUACCGACGCGGCGUGCGCUCCGUGGACCCGAAGACGGGCCGCGAGCUAAUGUGGGACCUGGAGAGCCGCGUCAACCAAGCCGUGUUCCCCGCGCUGCAGGGCGGGCCGCACAACCACGCCAUCGGCGGCGUGGCCGUCGCCCUCCGGCAGGCGCAGACGCCCAUGUUCCGGGCGUACCAGGAGCAGGUGCUGAAGAACGCCAAGGCCAUGUCGGAGGCGCUGACCAAGGCCGGCUUCUCGCUGGUGUCGGGCGGCACAGACAACCACCUGGUGCUGCUGGACCUGAGGCCGAAGCAGCUAGAUGGCGCGCGCGUCGAGAUGGUCUGCAACCUUUGCAACAUUACCGUCAACAAGAACUCGGUGCCGGGCGACAAGUCGGCGCUGAACCCGGGUGGCCUGCGCCUCGGCGCUCCCGCCCUGACCUCGCGCGGCCUGACCGAGAGCGACUUCGAGCGGGUCGUCGCGCUGAUCAACGAAGCGGUCGAGAUCGCCACUCAGCUCAAGACCAAGACCGGCAAAAGUCUGAAGGACUACCGGGCGGCGCUGGCGAGUGACGCCGAAAUCAUCGACAAAGUGGCCGACCUGAAGCGGCGCGUGCGCCACUUCGCCGCACAGUUCCCCAUGCCCGGCUUUGACGAUCAUUAAGGCGCGACCGGUGCCAUAGCCGCUUCGCCAGCUCGGGGAUUUGCGAGGCAUCGGUGGAUUGAAGUUGUAAAGGCGGCGCAGUGCCGUCAUCGCGGUGCUGUAACGCAUUGUCGGGAUCGUCGCGAGUUUUGUGGUACAUGAUCUUUCAUGUUUCCAAAAACAGACCUUAGGUACAGUAUGUCGUAGUGUAGCUGCUUUAGGAGCUACCCGACUAAGUGUCAUUUUGUGAAUAUUAUUUUUACCUAUUCCCUUUCGUAGAGGGUGGUUUCUAUCAUUCUGCUUAACCAUGGCAUCACUAAGUCAUUUACGCCCCUGCGUUGAUUAAACUAGUGCGACGGCUGGU
Molecule: messenger RNA, 2116 nt
Organism: Pollicipes pollicipes
Lineage: Eukaryota; Metazoa; Arthropoda; Thecostraca; Pollicipedomorpha; Pollicipedidae
Product: serine hydroxymethyltransferase, mitochondrial
Exons: 10
Coding region: 196-1773 (525 amino acids)
Biological process (GO): tetrahydrofolate interconversion
Cellular component (GO): cytoplasm; mitochondrion
Molecular function (GO): pyridoxal phosphate binding; glycine hydroxymethyltransferase activity
Source: RefSeq, a predicted model, not a curated record